Poecilia latipinna (sailfin molly) is the source of this 1544-nucleotide messenger RNA. RefSeq lists its product as uncharacterized. NCBI's taxonomy places the organism in Eukaryota, Metazoa, Chordata, Actinopteri, Cyprinodontiformes, Poeciliidae. The coding region runs from base 59 to 670 and encodes 203 amino acids. The record is from RefSeq and is a predicted model, not a curated record. Gene Ontology annotation, cellular component: membrane. The transcript has 7 exons.
AGAAGAGACUUUCGAGGUCAUUUCCUCUCCGGACAAAUGAGACAAAGCUGCAAAUUUCAUGUCUAAAACAGGCAAAGGAACAACGGAAAGGAAAAUGAGGAAGACGUUCAUUUGCAAUGAGUCAAUGAUCAUCACCAUCCCAAUCGGAAGCCUGAAGAACAUUCGGGAGGGUCAGCUGAUGCCGGAGAACUUCCACUGUGUGUUCAGGGACAACUUCAAGGUGUUUGUUGUUCGAGGAAAGCCAAAACCUCUGGGGGCAGCUCAAGCAAUUGCUGGUGUGUUUAUUUUCGCUCUUGGGUUUAUUUUGCCAUCAAUGGGGAUCCUCAAUUUCACAAUUCCAAGUGUUGUGUUCUUGAUCUCUGGCAUGGUGACCUUUGCUGCAGGGAAAUGUCCAAACAUGCAUGUGACCAAGCUGUCAUUCUCCCUGAACAUCAUCAGCUUCUUCUGGUCCCUGGUGGCUUUUGGUUUGAGCGUGAACAAGUUUAAUUCACAUUAUCAACUUGACCACCAGCAUCAUCUGAGGAUAGCUCAUGGAAUAAUUGGCCUCAUCAUAACUCUGCUGGUGUUUGAAUGUAUGAUGUCGCUCUUCUUGAUCUACUGGCUGAGUAAAGCUGUGUGCAGAGAACAUUUCAACACCUUGCCCAUCAUAAUGCUGAAGCAGGAGAACUGAAUGAUUCACGCAGAGCAGAACCAGGAAUAAUCAACUCCUGUGUACAUUUUUAUUCUGCUGCUUUAAACUUUCUUUGUUUUUUUGCUCAAAGGCAAAUAGCAGGAAGUUCUGUUUAAAAGAACAUAGAGAUAAGAUGUUUUCCAAUACAUCACUGCUAAUAAUGACAGUACGCUAUAGACAGUGUGCUUCUGUAAAGUUUCCUUUUUGUUCACCAUACAUGGACUCGUCUUGAUGGUUGUGUGUUAGAACAGCUUUUGUUCCACUGUUUCAUCUGAUAUCAGCACAGCUUCUCUCAAACAACUUUACACUUCCUUUAAGUCGUUUUCAGUUUGACCAAAAAUAUAUUUCUUCUAACAAAGUGCAGACAGAAGCUUCAUUUUGGAUGUGGGUAAUUUUAUGUUUUAAAGCUGAAGAUUUGUAGAAGCAUAUCAGUCCUGAAUAAAGCUCGACGUAUUCUGAAUAAUAAAUCACAUCGUAUUUUAUGUAAUUCUCUGACUUUGCCAUAUUUAACAUAUUGUUCAGAGGUGUGGUGAAUUAAUUACCAAAGCUCUUUACAACCAUUGAUUAUCCUACAGAAGCCGUUAGAAUCAUCCAUAAUGUUGGUAAUAAUGAGCACAAAACCGUUUUUCUUAAAAUCUAGAAUCUUAAAUGUGAAGAUCUGGUGGAAGAUCUCAAACUUUGUUUAAGGCGUCAAAUAAACGGCGACCUGAGCUCAUACAGAGCAUGUUUUAUGAAAGAGACGGGGGAUAUAACUGACUCAAACUUAAGGAUUCAUAGUUUACGCACAACAAGAAAGAGCUUUUGUAUUUCAAUUCAUGGUGUAAAAUUAUGGAACAAGUUAAAUGAGAAGUUAAAGUCAAAAUUUAAUAAAAUG